ACAUCCUCUUUACAAAGCCGCGUUUGGGUGCGCGAUAUUCUUCACCAGAAAAACGCAAUUCUUAAACUCAGAGGAAAAGAAAACCGGCGAUUCCUCCGUUCGGUUUUCCAGAUUCAUCAUUUUCAGCAUUGGGCGUUUGGGUUUUCGUUGGGUUUUCCCCAAAGAUGGCUGGCCAUGUUACUCGCUCGAGGGUGCAGCCACAGCUUCAAGAGCAACAAUUAAGAGCUAGGUGGACAACACAUCUUACCAAGAUACUCGCAAGCUUAAUGGUUGAUCAAGUACACCAAGGGAAUAGAAAGAAUGAUAACUUCAGCACAAAAUCAUGGAAGUAUAUCUGCGAUGAAUUUUAUAAGAAAACAGGUCUGAAAUGGGACAAGGAACAACUGAAGAACCGAUAUGCAGUUAUGAGGAAGAUGUAUGUUAUAAUCAAGUCCCUUCUUGAUCGUAGUGAUUUUAGUUGGGAUGAAGCCACAGGGACUAUCACAGCCAGUGAUGAAGUAUGGGCUGAAUACAUGAAGGAACAUGCUGAAGCAGAGAAUUUAAGAAGCAAUGGCUGCCCAAUAUUCAAAGAGCUAUGCAUCAUAUUUUCAGAACCAGCAACCAACGGAAAGCAUGGCCAUCCAGCUGAACAUGAGGAGCCCAUCCAGCAAGUAAUACUGUCCUCAUCCGAAUCUGAGGAAGCAGAUAAGGCUGUGGAGGAUAAAGAAACAGGUCAACCUAUUACGCCCAGCACUACUGCCAUCCGCAAAAGAGGGCGUAAGGGAGUUGAUGAUGCCAUCGCAGGAGCUAUCUUAAAGAUGGCAGCUGCAUCAAAACUGAGAACGGCUGCUGUACAGCAUCGUGCUGCCAGAUAUACCAUAGCUAAUUGUAUUAAAGUACUGGAUCAGAUAACAGGUGUUGACGAGCAAGUCUAUUUUGCUGCUGUUGAUCUGUUCGACAAUCCCAUCGCGAGGGAGAUGUUCUUGUCUCUCAAACACGACAAGCGCUUGAUUUGGUUGCAGGGAAAAUGCAGAGCAGCUAACCUUGUACCCUAGAUUAUCAUACGCUAUGUAGCUGUCUUUCUUCUAAGUCUACUGAUGUGAAUAUUAUUACUCUUAUUUAGUAUCAAUAGUAUCCUUGUUUAGCUUACUAGUUGCAAAUCCAUAUUUGGUAUGUGAGGGGGCAAACGACCCAAGAGGUCCUCUGUCGUAGAUUCAUAUCUUGUGGAGCACAUCCUUAAAAAUGUUGGACUGUUAAGAGUAAUAUAUGUUUAGCUGUAUUUCUU
Molecule: messenger RNA, 1264 nt
Organism: Argentina anserina (silverweed cinquefoil)
Lineage: Eukaryota; Viridiplantae; Streptophyta; Magnoliopsida; Rosales; Rosaceae
Product: L10-interacting MYB domain-containing protein-like
Exons: 3
Coding region: 165-1034 (289 amino acids)
Source: RefSeq, a predicted model, not a curated record